GACAACAGAUUAUAGAUUACCGGCACACGGCGCGGAGCCGACGGAUCUGUGCGUGCGCGCGACACUGCAACCUGAAACAUCGACUUUGUGUGUAUGCAUGUGUGUGACAGAGGAAAAGCGAUGAGGACGAUGUUAACGUUGGCAAGGAAACUGACCGUUUACAAAUAACCCUAAGUGCUUAUAACGAAGGUGAAGGGCUAGAUACAUGCAUAGCGUGAAGCAUACACUGUGAUUGUAUAAAUAUUAUUACAGUAUUACACGAUUAUUUAUAAUACAUAACAAAGGACCUACGCGUGUUUAGCCGAGAACGUCGCCCCUGGCCCCGGGAUUAUCACAGGCUGUUCAGGAGUGUCAGUUCUUGUUUGUUAAAUAAACCCAACACAACGAGGACAUCAUAGUAUUGAUCAGAAAUAUUGGAUUCCAACAGUAUGACGUUCUAGAGACAAGCGCCAUGCCAUCAACAUCACCAUCUCACGGGGAUUCCGGCCCAGGGGACAACUGACACGGCGACCUAGUGGGGCUCCAUCUUCUGAUUCAGAUUUUGAUCUCAUCCUGUGGUGAUGGAAGAGAAACCAAGCAUGGAACCUCUGACAGAGGAGAGAGUGGAACAUUUCCUCAUGAACCAUGAAGACUUUUUGGCAAAGUUUUAUGAAAAGCAUGGUUCUAAAGAAAUGAUUGAAAAAAUGACGGGGAAGAAGUCAUUAGAUGUUAAAAAUAUCACCAUUGUGAAAUCUGAUACUUUUGCUGCAGAAUGUCCCAUGGAACAUGUUAAAAGAAAAUCUGUAGCACCUGCAGGUCCAGGUAAACCUCUGGGUGGUUACCAGUCAGCACAAAGGAACUCUGUUACAACUAGUAUGUUCAAACAGUAUGUAGAGGGACAAAUGAAAAAGAUGAAGAAAGCUUCAUUGGUUCAAAACAUUGUCAGUUUGCGUAAGUUAAAUGAGCAAGAGCUAUUUAUGGAACUCAUUCGAGAUAUUGCUACAGAACUGGAUGUCAAUGUGCUGUGUCAUAAAAUAUUACAGAAUGUUAGUAUAUUGACUAAAAGUGACCGCGGAAGUCUGUUUCUGGUAAGAGGCAACGAACAAAGGAAGUAUCUUGUGUCCAAACUUUUUGAUGUCACCAGAACUUCUACCCCAGAAGAGUCCAUUCAUACAGAAGAAAAUGAGAUAAAAGUGCCAUUUGGAAGGGGAAUAGCAGGUCAUGUUGCUGAAACAAAAGGAACCAUCAAUAUCAAGGAAGCUUAUGACGAUCCAAGAUUUAAUCAAGACGUUGACAAGAAGACAGGCUACAGAACACACAGUAUACUUUGUAUGCCGAUCCUCAGCUACGAUGAUGAGCUUGUUGGUGUUGCGCAAAUCAUCAACAAAGUUGAAGGGCCACAUGAGUUUACCAAACAGGAUGAAGAGUACUUCCGGAGGUACUUGAUUUUCUGUGGAAUUGGCAUUACAAAUGCCCAGCUGUUUGAAAUGUCAGUACAGGAGUACAAGCGAAACCAGUUACUGCUCAAUUUGGCCAGAGGAGUGUUUGAGGAACAAACAAGCCUUGAGAAACUUCUUCAGAAGAUUAUCCUACAGUCCCAGGACCUUCUCAAGUGUGAGCGGUGCCUGGUCUAUUUACUGGACGAUGUCCUCGAUAAGAACGUUCUCACAGGCUUGUUUGCCAAGGUUAUGGAGAAAUACAUUAAUCACAAACAACUGCAGUGGGCUUUCAAUAAGGAUGCAGAUAGUCCAAAAGAAGAUUAUAAAAGGCCCACCAGUACAAAGGAAGUUGUUUUUUGCAAAGCAUUUGAUCUGUGUGCCAAGGAUGGUGGGACUAUCCAUGUACCGAGUGUUGCCAGUUUAUCAAAAUCCAAAAAUGCUGAAAUUGCCCGCCAUGUGGUGGUUCAAGGAAUGCCUCUCAACAUUGGCGAUAUGGAUGAAAGUACAACUUUUGGGAAAGGACCUCACAUUGACGAAGAUGGUUUUAGGAGUAAGAGUAUGCUGUGCAUGCCAAUCUAUAACAGUGACAAGAAGAUCAUUGGGGUGACUCAGCUCAUAAACAAAAUCAAUGGCCAAGCCUUCAUCGAAAGUGAUGCUAACAUCAUUGAGGCUUUCUCUAUCUUUACUGGACUGGGGAUCCACAAUUGUCAGAUGUAUGAGAAUGCUUGUAAACUAAUGGCAAAACAGAGUGUGGCGCUGGAAGUGCUGUCAUAUCAUGCCACGGCUCAGGCGUCAGAGAUUGAUGAGUUGCUGACAUGUGAAAUCCCAUCUGCAGAGAAGAUCAAUUUGUAUUCGUUUGGCUUCAAUGAUAUACCCAUGCCCGAUGAUGAUACUGUUAAGGCUGUGGUAUGCAUGUUCCAAGAAGCUGAUCUUUUCAACAAGUUUAGAAUACCAUAUGAUGUUCUUUGUCGGUGGGCGACCAGCGUUAAAAAGAACUACAGACCUGUAACUUACCACAAUUGGAGACAUGCAUUCAAUGUUGCUCAGACCAUGUUCACCAUGAUAUAUACUGGAGGAUUGAAGCCAAUGUUUAAAGACAUAGAAGUAUUGACGUUACUGGUCGGCUGUCUCUGUCAUGAUCUGGAUCACAGGGGAACCAACAACGCUUUCCAAGUGAAGGUUGUCUCCCCCUUGGCUAUGUUGUACAGUACAUCUGUAAUGGAACAUCACCAUUUUGACCACUGCAUUAUGAUCCUUAACAGUGAGGGGAACAACAUCUUCCAGUCUUUGUCAUCAGAGGAGUACAGAACUGUAAUCAAGAUGUUGGAGCAUGCCAUCCUCUCCACAGAUCUAGCUUUGUACUUCAAGAAAAGGGGAGACUUCAAAACCUUGAUAGAUAAUGGAGACAUAAAGUUUGAAACAGAACCAACAAAGGAACUAUUGAGAGCCAUGAUGAUGACAGCCUGUGAUGUGGCUGCCAUCACAAAACCUUGGGAAAUCCAGAAAGAGGUGGCACAGCUUGUUGCCAAUGAAUUCUUUGAACAGGGAGACAUUGAGAAAGACAAAUUGGGUGAAAAGCCUAUUGCAAUGAUGGACAGGGAGAAGGUGGACGAAUUGCCGAAAAUGCAAGUUGGCUUUAUUGAUGCAAUCUGUAUUCCAGUUUACAAGAUGUUCGCCGAGAUGAAUAAGAAACUGGACCCUCUGUACAAAGGUGUAAUGAGUAAUAGAGACAACUGGCAGAAAAUGGCUGAUGAACAUGAACGUAAGAUGGCGGAAGGAAAGCAGGCAGAUCAUGAACCAGAAAAACCUGCACCAACCAACAAUUCCAGUCAGGAACAAAAAACACAAAAUGGAGGAGUGCGCAAAACCAGUACAAAUAACCAGCCAAAAAGGCAUGGAUCAAAUGUGAUAUCAAAAAAAACAGAGAUGAAGAGCUAUAAAAAGACCAAGAUUUGUUCUCUGAUGUGAUAAAGUUGUGCUACUCCUUUAUCUUGUGCUUUGAAUUUAUUGACCAUGGUCGAGAUUUGUUCAUGUGUCAUAUUUGUCUCCAAAAGUGGAAACAAACGAGAGAUGACUUGUGGACAUUUCUUGAUCUACCUUGUACAAUCAACGAUCUUCUGGCAGCUGGGUUAUGUUACAUGACAUCAAACCGUGCUAAAAUGACGGAGAUUUGGACAAGAGGACUAGAUAAAGUGUUGACUGGUGCAGGGGGAAAUUUGAACCUGGUCAUCAUCGUCAUCAUCUAUAUUUCUGCUGAUUUGUAUAUAUUCACUGUCAUUUUCAUUACAUGAUUAUAAAAUAUCAUAUGUAAAUAUACAUAUAUUAUAUAAGUAAAUUAUUCUGAAACCAUAUAUCACUGCAGUGUAUUGUAAAUAAAGUUUAGCAGCUUUAAGACGUGUAAUGGCAGUUUUUAUAGUUGUUAAAGAAAAGAACAAUGGCAAUUUUAAUUGUUGUUAAAGAAAAGACAAUUGCAAUUUUAAUUGUUGUUAAAGAAAAGGACAAUGGUAAUUUUAAUUGUUGUUAAAGAAAAGGACAAUGAUAAUUUUAAUUGUUGUUAAAGAAAAGACAAUGGCAAUUUUUAUUGUUGUUUAAGAAAAGGACAACACCAAUUUUAAUUGUUGUUCAAGAAAAGGACAAUGACAAUUUUAGUUGAUAUUAAAGAAAUGGACAAUGGUAAUUUUUAUAAUUGUUAAAGAAAAUGACAGCAAUUUCAUUGUUGUUAAAGGACAAAUAUAUAGAUGUUAUGUUUUUAAUUGGAAAUUAGAUAUUUCACUUAUUAUAUUGAAUGUAAUAGUCAUCAUCAGACAAUGCAUUUUUUUAUAUUUAUAAUUGAUCAAUGUUUGGACAUGUAAAAUCUGAACAUUUACUGAUAUAAAACACAUACAGUAUAACUUGAUAUUAACUAAGUAGAAUUUGUCAGUUUGCACUUUGAAUUGGCCUGUUUAUUCUAAAUGGAAUUUUAUCAAAACUAUCAUUUUAAAUCAUAGUUAAUCAAUGAUUUAAGAUACUUUCAUUUUCCACAAUUCUUUCUGAUGGUUUUCAUCAAAUCACUGAGCAUUUUCUAUAGACAUACCUUAUACUUAUAAAACGAUAAAAGCAGAGAUGUGACAAUGACAAAUGUUAAUCAAUUUUGGUUUCUUUUCCUUAGUGCAGAUGUACUGAAAGGGUACUAUGAAGUCAGUAAAAUGUUACCAAUGUUGCAUUUUUGUAUCAUCACUAGGCUUAGUGUUAUCUUUAUAUUUAAUAUAGCAAAUGAAAUCCUCGUCAACGACCGUGACAACAUCAAUAGUUUAAACUGCAUUUAAUCUACUUUAAUUAUAGUGAUAUACCAAGUUGUUUUUUUUUUUCGAUAAUAUGUGUACAUGUAAUGUGUUCUGAACUUAAUUGAUAUUCCCAUCAGACCCCCCUGAACAGGUAGAUAUUAGGCAUGUGUGGUUAAUUUUUUUAUAUUUUUUUUUUAUGUCGGGUGUCUUUUAAAAGGAUAUUCUGCACAAGAUGGAACAUUGUCUGCAACAAAAUAUCUUUACUGUGAUCAGUUUGAACAUGCACAGAAAUUGUGGGAAUAACUCUGGCCAAUAUAUAACAUUAGACCGCCUGUUAAUACUGUGCACUGUCCAAAGAGCAUUCUCAAAGAAUAAGGAUCUGGUUUUUAAACAGAUUAUUUGUAUCAAGGUUGACAUAUGGACACUUGAUUAUUUCAUUAUACAUUUGUUAAAAAAAAUAACUUUUUAUUCUCUAUAACCAACAGAUAUGAUGCUUUUGAAUAUAUACCAAAUGUACUUUUAAGACUUUUUAAACUCUGAACUUGUGCCAAACACUUCAUCCUGUGAUCUGAUAAAUAACACUCUAGGAUGUCCAGAAUUUCAACUCUCUUUGUUAGAUGGUUAAUGAUCACCAUAAUUGUUUAUAUUAAUGUCAUAUAGAAUAUACGGUCAGGUUCUUCUUGUGUGCUUUGUUUAUUCUCUGUCCAUUGUCAAACCCUUUAUUGAUUGACACUUUCUGCUAUUAAGUAAUUAACAUAUCUUAACCAAAUCUUAAGAUGGUAGGGUCCAUAGGAAUCAAAAAGGGCUCACCAUCUUUAAGGUCUGAUUUACAGCAGCUGGCUUGAAUUGCAACAAUUGCUUUUAAUUAAAGGGGCUCUGGGGGUCAGAUUUAAUGACUUCAAUAAAACUACAGAGCAGAUCUUUACUGAUAUAAUGUUCACUGGUUUACAGUGAUCAAAAGUUAUAUAGUAAAAUAGCUUUCCAUCCUCAUUGGGCUGGAAGGGGGAGGUGGGGAUACCAUGUAUACCAUUGUAGCAACAUAUAUCCUCCCAAACCGGAGAGCAGUUUUCAAAACUGGUAACAGAUUGGAUCAGAAGUUUUAUAAAGAGACUGACCCUUCUUGGUUCAAGAUUUCAAGAUUUAUUUAUUCAACUCGGGCACAAUCUUGUGCGCGACAAUUAACAAGAGGUGCUGCAGGGUGGAGUUAGUGGCAAAAUCUGCCAAACCACUUGUAAAUUUCAACCUAUAGCACAAAAACUCCAUUUCUAAAUUAGCCAGGUGAGGGAGUCCAGUCCUUACAUAGGACUGAUGUCGUAUAUAUUUAUAACAAUACAAAGUUACACAACUAUUGUAAUGGUUGUAUACAUCAUAACUAUGUAAAUAACAUCCAUACAACUCCAUAAAUAGUUGUUCUCAUGCAUAAGAUAUCUUAGUUAUAUAAGUUAUGUUAGACAAGACCAGACCAUACAUAUAUCUAUUGUAUACACCUGGUGAGAUGAUAUGUAGCUGUUUGAUAUACAGCUGUAUAUAACUGUUGUAACACACUCUAUUUAAAAGCCUGCGAGUUCUAGUAUGCUAUAAUAUCUGUUUAUUGUUGUGAUAUUGUGUGAUAGAAAACUCUGUCUCAGACUGUUCCUUGUUAACGUUAUAAGUUCUUAAGCUGGAAUGGAAUAAAAUUAUUAUUUAUUA
Molecule: messenger RNA, 6370 nt
Organism: Pecten maximus
Lineage: Eukaryota; Metazoa; Mollusca; Bivalvia; Pectinida; Pectinidae
Product: cGMP-specific 3',5'-cyclic phosphodiesterase-like
Exons: 23
Coding region: 561-3386 (941 amino acids)
Biological process (GO): signal transduction
Molecular function (GO): 3',5'-cyclic-nucleotide phosphodiesterase activity; protein binding
Source: RefSeq, a predicted model, not a curated record